AUGUAUCAUGAAGUGAACAUGCUGUAUUCGCAUGUAUUUUUUAUACGGGAUGGAAAAAUUUGCCAGGAGCCGGAAAAAGAGGCGAUCCCGGAUCCACUGGACCUUCUAAAGGACGAAUGCAAGAAAAAGGCUCACAUUAAGCGGCUGGAGGAGAUUUAUCAAACGUGCAAUGAUAGAGUCAAUACGAAAGGAUGCACGGCGGAAACGUGUGUAGAAGAACUUUUCGAUUUGCUGCGGGCGAUCGAUAAAUGCAUCAAAAACAAAGUAUUCCAAGUAUUGAAAUAG
This is a messenger RNA of Phyllotreta striolata, 285 nucleotides long. NCBI's taxonomy places the organism in Eukaryota, Metazoa, Arthropoda, Insecta, Coleoptera, Chrysomelidae. The record is from the annotation of a GenBank genome assembly.